AAAGUUUACUGUAUUUGUUUGCAAACCAUUCACACUUCCCUUACGUAUGACCAAUGACCUAAUCGGCAGAAUAUAGAAAUCUUGCAGUAUGCAUUAUUUCACAAAUGCAUUCGGAAAUCCACUGUAAACCAUUACAUCUUAUUCUACCACCCAUACCACCCAUUAAGGCCUUCAAAUUGGACUAAAAUUGAUCUUGAGAUUGUGCAGCUGAUAACAUGCAUGUAAAUAAUAGUUUGUCUCCAUGAGAUAAGAUAACAGAUGUAUCGGCUUCUAAGGAUUUUUAAAUACGGUCCUGAGGUCAGAGGUCUGGCGUUUUUUCAUAUGCUAUUCGCUAUCACUACGUGUAAUUUAAGACUGUACCUUCACGCUGUCAGUGCACUAGUACAGGACUAUAGCACGGCAACUAAUACCAUAAACAGCCUAGUUKCAGUUUUGUAGCCCUGUUGCUCUUACAUAAGAGUGUUUGGACGCCCUUUCAUUUUCAACACGAUGCAAGAAAGCAUGGAAAACGUAACAUCCCAAGUUGGUCCACGAAGACCGACCUUGGGACGAAGAGUGACCUGCCAAUACUACAGUCCUGCCUUGGUUCUUUCUAGAAACGAUGAGAAAAGACUACAAGUUGUACUAGAAUUGCUACAAACAGAAGAAAGAUAUCUUACCUGUCUUCGCACAUUGAAGUCGGUGUUUGAGGAUAAUCUUUAUUCAACUCUGAUCAUCCCAAUUAAAGAUAUAGAGACCAUAUUUCCUGUCGAGUUGAAUGACAUCAGAGACAUUCACGAGUGCCUUUACAAUGCUUUAAAGAAGAGGGUGCUGCAAUGGAAUGACCGAAGUACCGUGGGAGAUAUGUUUGUCGACUUUGUUUCUGAUAACAAUCAAUUUCAUGUCCUUGGCCUUUAUUCUUCCUUCUCGAACAAUUUCCCAAAAGCCAUUCGCACCAUCAACAGGUGCAUUAAAAACUGUGGUGGAUUUAAGGACUUCUUGCAGACCCCUUCGACUAGUCUCACCUGCAAAGGGUUAGACCUCCAGGCUUUACUACUAAACCCCAUACAGAGGCUACCGAGAUAUCUACUGUUGUUCAAGCAAUUGAUCAAGUUUACUGAUGUCAAUCAUCCUGAUCGUGUCCAUGUGGAGCAGGCACUGGUAACCUUGUCCAAUACCGUCACUAUUCUCAAUAAUUCCAUUCAAAGCUCUCUUAAAGUUGCCAAUGGAUUGACAGCCAGAAAAAGAGCAACGCGACGUCCGUUGAACUGUCAGAGAGACUCCAUCAAGGUCUUUCACAGGGUAUCAGAACAACACGUCCUUAAUUUGCCACAAGAUGCAAAAGUCAAAAUAGAAGAAAGCAGUAGCAGUUGCGCAACUACACCGCAAUCUGUGCGACCUGCGUCUGUGUGCUCAUCUGUUUCGUCAGGCUACGCAAGCGAUGAAGGAGACAGUUCCCCUUUGAACACCUGUACAAACAACGAAUCGAAAUACUGUGAAAGAAAUGCCGAGUUUACACGUUUGGUUCAGGAACUGAGACAGCAAUCUGCACUUGAACAAUUAGCGCAACAAAAGUUUGACUUUUCCGUUUCCUGCAUCUCGCCUACUUUGCAAAGACUGCAUAUUUUGAGACUUCAAGACGUCAAACAAAAAGAAGAAGAUGAUAAAAAAGAAUAUCCUCUAACACCAAGGAGAAAAUGCGCAGUAGCAUUGAGGGAUGGCGAGACUAUGGACUUUACGCCAAGAGGAAAAGGCAUGUCUUCACUUGAAGAUAAGGAAAACAACAUUGAUUUAAACAACAACAACACCACACAGCAGACUGACCAACUUAAAACUUGUUGCAGUUCAACAAAUGUUGACCAGGAUACUCAACGAACAAAUGGAUUAUCAAAUGUCCCACUUUUGAACAUUCGACCCAGAGUACACCGUUCCUACUCUGAAGGAGUACCAUUGAGUCUUGUCCAGAUUAGAGACUUUGCUUCUUGUGACUUGCAAAAGGACCAGGAACUAGCGACACCCGAAGUAACUCCUUCUAGCAUCACGAGCAACAAGAUUUCGACAUUUCAAAGAUUCAGUAAAGAUCGACGCUCAUGGGCUCCUGGGAACUCAUUCUCCACACAAUAUUCAGACAAUGCUUUUUGCAGGUGGGGGAAUCGUAGCUCGUUCAGGAGGAGCUUUGUUGGAGAUAUGUUUGAGGAGGAUUCGUUGAGCGUCGUGUCGGACUUGUCUACCAUGUCUGGGGAAUCUUCAGUGUCGGGUAUGUCGACUGCAUCAGAACCGGUCCAUGGAAGACACGCAUCCAAGAAAAGAUAUCAUAAAUUAAGAGACCUAUUCAGGCAGUUUAGGUCAAAACAGCGAGGGUCUUCGUACCAAAACACGAUGCCAACAAUACCUCAAAAUGAUGUCAUCAACAUCAAAAGACCUCUGGUCAUACCCAGGAUGAUGAUUUCUACCGUUUAGGACUGGGGAUAACAACAUUAUAAUUGCCAUUCACAAAUAGAGUGCAAACAAUAUAACCAUGAAACUUUAGUAAUACUAAAUAGCACAAUUUCAUGCAAAUUCCAUUGUUUUCUAUUGUUUAAUUAGCACUCUUUUGUACUA
This is a messenger RNA of Actinia tenebrosa (Australian red waratah sea anemone), 2580 nucleotides long. RefSeq lists its product as uncharacterized. Lineage: Eukaryota; Metazoa; Cnidaria; Anthozoa; Actiniaria; Actiniidae. Gene Ontology annotation, molecular function: guanyl-nucleotide exchange factor activity. Gene Ontology annotation, cellular component: cytoplasm. The record is from RefSeq and is a predicted model, not a curated record.